This is a messenger RNA of Penicillium taxi, 375 nucleotides long. RefSeq lists its product as uncharacterized. The record is from RefSeq and is a predicted model, not a curated record. Bases 1 to 375 code for a protein of 124 amino acids. NCBI's taxonomy places the organism in Eukaryota, Fungi, Ascomycota, Eurotiomycetes, Eurotiales, Aspergillaceae. The transcript has a single exon.
AUGGAGAAUAAUACCAACUGGAAUGUCAAUAUCAAGAUACAGCUCCAAGCCUUUGCUCUCGCAGUAAGGGCCUUCAAAGGCACGACCGAGAAGCCGAGCUCUCCCGACUUGGACAUGAUAUGGCUAGGCCAUUGUGGUAUCGAUUGCAAGGCCGAUCUUCCCUUCUACCAAACCCCGAAUGACCCUACUACCCCUGAACUACGACAUUCACAUCCCUACUGGCGUGGCGCUCCUCCAAUUGAACGACCAGAUUAUACCUGGUUGACUUGCACUAUCGGAGAUAGCGUAUGCUUAAGCAUGUAUGCUGUGAGCUAUCACAGAGUCCAGCAGAUCCUUAACGCACGCACUGUUAGUGAAUCCUUUUGUUCCCGCUGA